This is a messenger RNA of Manis pentadactyla (Chinese pangolin), 951 nucleotides long. Its product is annotated as olfactory receptor 52K2-like. Gene Ontology annotation, molecular function: G protein-coupled receptor activity; olfactory receptor activity. The transcript has a single exon. Gene Ontology annotation, biological process: G protein-coupled receptor signaling pathway. The record is from RefSeq and is a predicted model, not a curated record. NCBI's taxonomy places the organism in Eukaryota, Metazoa, Chordata, Mammalia, Pholidota, Manidae. Gene Ontology annotation, cellular component: membrane. Bases 7 to 951 code for a protein of 314 amino acids.
CCCAUUAUGUUAGGUGACAAUAGGACCAAUCCUCACCCUACCACCUUCCAACUGCUUGGCAUUCCAGGACUGGAGGCUGUCCACAUAUGGAUCUCCAUCCCUUUCUGCCUGGUCUACCUACUGUCACUGAUGGGAAAUAUCAUCCUUCUACUAAUUGUCAAGACAGACCGUAAACUACAUGAACCCAUGUACCUCUUUCUAUGCAUGCUGUCAGUGGCUGAUUUGAUGCUUACUUCUUCUACACUUCCCAAGAUACUCAGCCUCUUCUGGUUCAAUUACAGAGAGAUCUACUUUGAAACCUGCCUCACUCAAAUGUAUCUUGUCCAUUCUCUGUCUACUAUGGAAUCUGGAUUUAUUUUAGCCAUGGCUUUUGACCGCUACAUAGCCAUCUGUCACCCAUUAAAACAUUCCACUAUCCUAACACCUGCAGUGAUUGCAAGCUUGGGUUCAGUCAUUCUAUUCAGAGGAGGCAUACUCCUCAGUCCACACCCCUUCCUACUGAGGUGGCUUUCCUACUGUAGAACUAAUGUAAUCUCCCAUACCUACUGUGAGUUUAUGGCCCUGAUAAAGCUGGUUUGCAAUGAGACAAAAAUUCGUAGAGCUUACAGCCUAAUUGUGGCAUUCUUGACAGGAGGAUUAGAUUUCAUAUUGAUCAUCUGUUCCUAUGUCCUUAUUCUCUUCACUGUCUUUAAUCUCCCAUCCAAAGCUGCCCGCCUCAAGACUUUAAGUACAUGUGUCUCCCAUGUAUGGGUCAUCUUAGUGUUUUAUACACCAGCCUUUUUCUCUUUUCUUACUCAUAGGUUUGGCCACCACAUUGCUCCACAUAUUCACAUUUUUAUAGCCAAUAUUUAUCUUCUUAUUCCACCCAUGAUGAAUCCCAUUAUUUAUGGUGUUAAAACCAAAAGAAUCAGGGAAGGAUUAUUUAAAUUGUUAACAACCAAAUGUGUUUGA